GGGACCCCACCGGGACGCCUCGCCCUCUGACGACGGAGCUCCUCCUGGCUGGUUUUGGCCUCCCCUUCGGGGCUGAUUGGAUUCCUCCCCAUCCCCCGACCUUCGGACUUUGGACCCCCGUGUCUUUUUGAUCGCUCCUUAGGAUAAUUUUUUUCCACUUCCCUUCCGUUCUUUUCCCGUUCCUUCCUGGCCGGCUGCGAUCCGUUCCUUUGUGGCGUUCCUCUCCAUGGCUCCAAGGACGCGGCGGCGGAGGAGCCUCGCGCGGCCGCUGGCCGUCCCGGCGGGGGCCUCUUGAGGCCGGGAGGCUUUCCAGAGCACGGACGGAAGGAAGGAAGGAGCCCCUUGGAUGUGCAUUCUGGAGUGACGCCGCCCGAGCCCCGCGACGCUGCCAGCCAUGUUGGCCUGCCUCCAGCGAACGCAGAACCCGCCCAGCCAGCACCUGGCGUGCCCGAGCAAGUCCCUGGAGCCACGCAAGUGCGAUGCCAUGGCCCCCACGCAUUCUCCCCGCUACCCCAGCCCGGCCGAACUGGACGCCUACGCCCAGAAAGUGGCCAACCACCCCCUCACCAUCAAGAUCUUCCCCACCAACGUCAGGGUCCCGCAGCAGAAGCACCUUAAUCGGACGGUGAACGGGUACGACACGACGGGGCCACGGUUCAGCCCCUACCCUGUGCACGCGAGCAGCUACCAGGGCCUGCUGGCCAUCGUGAAGGCCACCAAGUCGUCCUCAUCGUCCUCCUCCUCCUCUGGGAAAGGGCUAGUGAAGAGCGCAGAGGGCAAGCGGACUAAAACGUCCCCCGCCGCCCACGCGGCCGUGGCCCCCUAUCCGGUGACGAGCACUUUAGCGCCCGGCCCUUCCUGCGCCCCUCAGCUGAGUUACCACGGCAGCCAGAAGCAGACAGAGGCUCCGGCGCCCCCCAACGUCACGGUGGCCGCCUCGGUGAUCCCGCACGCCGGCAGGGGCUUGGCCCUCCCCCAGGCCAACCUGCCCUCCAUCCAGAACAUCAUCUUCCAGAUCAACCAGCAGUGCCAGGCUCAGAGCGGGCAGCCCCUCUGCCCGGGGGUCACCAUGGCCAACCCCAGCCCGGCCAAGCACGCCUCCGCCAACAGCUUCGGGCUGGUGGGGCCGAAGCCGGGCCUCUUCCCGGACAGCAUGGAGUACCUGCUAUGGCAGCAACAGCAACAGCAGCAGCAGCAGCAAAACCACCAUCAUCACCAUCAUCACCACCUCCGGAUGUACAGUGCAGGGAGCGGGGGCGGCGGGGCCGUCAGCAAGUCGCCGGAGGUGUGCUCGGGGCUCUUGCGCGCCUACCCCCUGCCGGGUGUGGCCGACAAGGUGAGCUCCUCGCCCUUGAACUGUUUGGGCGCCCACGGGAAUUUCUCGGUGGGGCCGUACUUUGCGCCCCCUUGGAACAGCGUCCUGGUCACCCCCAACAGCGACUGCUUCAACCCCCAGGAGCUGGCCAACGGGCACCGGGGGGAGCUGGGGGUGCCCCCCUCGGACGGGCUGCCCAGCCUCCCCAGUAAGACCCUCUGCAACGCCUCGAUCCUGAGCAGCAGCCUCCAGUCGCUCGAGUAUCUCAUCAACGACAUCCACCCUCCGUGCAUCAAGGAGCAGAUGCUGGGGAAAGGCUACGAGACCGUCUCGGUCCCGCGCCUCUUGGACCACCAGAACGCGCACAUCCGCCUCCCCGUCUACAGAUAAGAGCCGCCACCGGCGCCCUCUCCCGAGCCCGUGGGCGACCCGCGGCUACUACGGACGGACACGCUCUCUCUUUCUCUAUAUCUCUCUUUCCCCCCUUAACUUUCUUCCGGCCCCACGGGGAGAAGGAGAACGGAUACGGUACAGCCCGCAGUGUCGCCCGCGUCGUGGGGAAAAACACUGCCGUUUUCUGCUGCUGAGGUUCACGCGCCUGGCUGCUCCGGGAUGGAGGGGAUCGCUUGUCUAUUUAGCUCAGAAAAAAAAGAUGUGUUUUUAUUUCUUAAGAAUGUGAACAGGGAGGUGCUGUCCGAUUUUGCUGCUAACCCAGGGAAAAGAAGGCUUUCCGUUUUGUUUUUGAGCGUGAGAACGGGCGUGCGUGUGGGUGUGCGUCUGUGUUAACCAGCUGGAUUUGCAUGUGGAGGGGGGCGCCCCUUUUCCCAUCUUCUCGAGAGAAGCUCCUGCCCUCUGUUGAGUUCAAGUAGGGGUUUGAAACGCGCUCUGGUAAGGAUCCGGAUCCCAGCCUCUCUCCCUCCUACUCCCCUGUCCACUCCCAGGAAUCCAGGUGGCUUAGCCGUAUGGCUUCAUCUCCUUUCUAGCUGAAAUCUAUGACUUGCACUGUUUCAAUUUAAAGCUAAUAAUAAUUUUGGGACAGUAGAUCGGGAGGAGAUUUUAAGGAAGGAAGACAAACACUUGAAAACUUGAAGCAACCUUUUUUUUUUUAGUUCUAGUUAACCUACUGUACAUUUCUGUGUUCAGCUGCUACAUGACGGAGCCCUUCUCCUCCAAGAUGUUACGGCCCUAGGUUGUUGGGGUUUUUUUUUAUAAAUUAAAACCUUACAGUUUAUUAUUAUAAUUAUUAUUAUAAUUAUUAUUUUUAAUGGUGAUUUUUUUUCAUUGCCUGUGAGAAAGAGAAUGUGUGCGUGCGUAUGUUUGGGAGAUGAGCAAGAAAAGCUAACAGGUGAUGCGACAGAGCCACCUUCUCCAGUCUGGUACCAUGCUGUCUGGGGGUGAUGGGCAUUGUGGUCUGACCCAGCUGAAGGGCUCCAGAUUGGGGAGGGCUACUUUAGUGCAAGGAAAAGGCCGUCUUAGUGGUCUGUAAGUCUUCCCUUGCCCUUCAUCUCAAUCCAUGCUGCUCCUUUCAAGUCUGUCCUUAUAGCACCAGGCUAUGGGCCCAUGUUUUGAUAGGAGAUAAAAGGUGUGGAGCAGAGAGCAAGUGAAAGGGUAGGGAAUUUGCUUCUUCAAUAUCCGGAGCAGAGGAUUAUAUUCCUGUUUCCGUGCUUCUGUCAGGAUGCUUCUAGAGCUGUGAAAUUCCUGCAUCAGCAGCGGGCUAGACUAGAUGACCCCGGGGUGUCCCUUCCAACUCUGCAAUUCUAGGACUCUGUAGUUUCUGUUUUGUUUUGCAGGAAAUUAAAAAAAAAACUGAGCUGGACCCAUAAUGGCAGUCCCUGUUCCACCCCAAAUUCUCGCACAUGCACACACCCCUUUAGCUCAUAUAUAAAUCAGGUGGGAUGGACAAAAGCAUCCGGAAAAAGUGGAGGUUUGUGGGACUGUUUGAAAGAGGUGGGCAGGAGGAGGGAAAGGCUGUACCGCAUGGCACGUUGGGUUCAUGUUGCCCUUUCUCCCUUGCUUCUUCCUUUCCGUUUGCCCAGUUGAGCGACAGGGGCAUUGUGGAUCCCCCAAACCGUAAGGUAUUUCGGGGUCGGUUCUGCCUUUAUUCUGUUCUCAAAGCGGCUCACAGGGGAGGAACAAGCGUUGGAUCCCACCGGAUGCAUCUCUUGUGUCCCUGUAGGAAGGGCCUCUCUUAUGGGUUACAAUAUUUUGCAUUCUUUUUUUUUAAAAAAAAUCCCUCUUUAAAAGGAGGAAGAAGAAGCUCUUCUUCCCCCUCUAAAAUAAAAUAAAAUAAAAAGGCCAUUCAAACCCUGCAAGCUAAGUGUUUUCGCACAGUUUUAUUCCAAGGGGCUUUUGCAGAAAUGACCAUUUCUUCCCCCCUCCCUCCCCGCCCCCUCACCUCAGAGCGACUGUGCGCAGAAUCUGGAGGGUCCUGUGUGUCUUUAACCACCUGUUCCAGCACUAAGUGCAUUUACAAAUCUCUUGAGAAUGUGUUUUUAUAUGGAAAAAAAAAGUGACCAUUAUAUUCUACUGUGAGAAGUGCACCCUGCACUGUAUUGUUUUAAAAAUGAGAGAAAAACAAAAAGAUAGAAAAAAAAAUCAGCAAACGGUGUCUCUGGGUGUUGUCUGUCUUUUUUCUCUGCCCUUCUUCCCUUUCACCGCCAACCCAACCACCCUUCGAGAAGAAAAGAAAAAAAAUAUAUAUUAAAACCUGGGCUUUCUCUGGAUGUCUGGUUCUGGAAUUUGCUUGCUCGCCUUCCCUCU
Molecule: messenger RNA, 4075 nt
Organism: Pogona vitticeps (central bearded dragon)
Lineage: Eukaryota; Metazoa; Chordata; Lepidosauria; Squamata; Agamidae
Source: RefSeq, a predicted model, not a curated record